CCGGGGGAACUUCAGUUGGAUUUGGAGCUUGGUCAUCCAACUGGAAAGGCCUACUUAGGCGUGUCUUGUGAAUGUGAUUUGCAUAACAGUUAAAGCCCUGCUGACGUCAAGGACUCCCUGAAGCUCCAGGUCAGAUCUAGUCCCGGAAGUAGUUCCUGCCACACAACCGUCCCACAAUUGCCCCACCAAUCUUGCUUCCUACAUGCCUCCAGCUCAUCCCUUGCCCUUCUCAUCUCCUCCCCCAGAGUUCCACUUCCUCCUCCUCCUUUUCACCUUUCAUCUCCUAUCUUGUAGGGCUCUCAGAAUGGGAAUCAGAGGUGGAAACAUCAUAGGACAACUUAUUUUAAAGUGAGGUGAGUUUCACUGCCAUCACCAACUUCCUGAUUCUGUGAGUGUCCACUGUAUGUGGGGAGCGGCAAACCAUUUCUCACUCCAACUGAGGUAACAUCCCUGAUGCUGAACAUGUUUUAUCCAAAGGAUGGAUUUACCAGAGAGUCAUAUUUGAACCAGAAGUUUCACUGGGCAGUUUUGACUAAUUCUAAGGGAGACCUCUGUCCAGGGUAAGUUUCUCAGAGAAAAAGGGUCAACCUCUGGGGGAGGCUUUGGGAGCCAUCAGUGUGGUCACCCAUGGCCUCAUUCUGACAUCCAAAUUGUCCUGGGACCCUCCACUUAGGGUGGGGGCAGCCCCACAUUUGAACCACCCUCCGCUCCCACGCCUAACCUCACACUCUUAGCUGUUUCACUGAUGUUGCAUCAGGGAGGGUGAUGAAAUCGGUGUCAGUGGAUUUUACCCAUGGAUGCAACAGGCUGAAGGACUGGCCGGGGUCACUGAACUAUGCACCUUCAGCUAUCCAGAACUCUUAGACCUCUUAGCCAUGGUGAAAGGGCUGGAAUAUCUAAGCUGGACUUCUUGCCCUUGCUUACACUGGUGUCUCAAAAGAACCAUCACUUGCAUCCCACAGGGCCCAUGACCCUUUGGGCCACUAAGGUUGAAGAAUCAGAUGGUUCUUGGCAACAAUUCCCUCCCUCCAACAGUCCUCCUACCCUCCACAGUGAGGCCGGAAGUGGGGGAGCCGUAACACUUUAUAUAGCAGUAUGUGGCUGCCCAGUUCCCAAAGUGCCUUCAUGUCUAUUCUCUCCCAGUGAGAACGACACUGUUACCAAUGAAGAAAAAGAAGCCCUCUUAUCUUCAGAGGGUAUCUGGUGGGAACUAAACUUCAUUGCCAUUUUAUUGGGAAAUAAAUGAAUGCUUAUGUUUUGAUUUUUCCUUAGGCAAGGGGAGGUAAGGACAUUAGGUGGGGGGGGGGGGGGGGGGGUAGUUUUGAGAGGCAGAAAGAUGAGGAAAAGGUUAAACAGGAAGGAAUUUGAGACUAGACUCAUUUAAAUAUUCAUUACUCCACCCCACCCCUUCUGGAGCCAUUUCAAUUCCUGGAGAGCAUUACACAUAUGUCCUAUCCCAGGCCUCCAGCCACAGCAACCGCACGAGUCAUUUCCCCUGUUGCUGAGGCUGCUUACCUGGGCUCCCCACAGCGGGGAUGAUGCAGGGAGGGGAAUCCCACCUGCUGUGAGUCACCUGCUAGUAUAAAGGGCGGUGUUACAAUGCAGGGACCUUAAAAAGGGACUCAGACAAGGAGAGAAAAAUAAAGGAAGCAGCGGAGAACCUCAGUGAACAGAGGAAGCCAAACCAGAGACGCACAGAAGAGAGAGAAUCGGGCUCUGAACAGGGGGAAGUGGGCAGAGAUUCCACAAGGACUGGUGCAAGGCUGCCAGAUUGAGAAGCACCAAGAUGCUGGGGAGCAGAGCCAUGCUGCUGCUGCUGACAUGCUGGACCACUCAGGGCCGCGCCGUGCCUGAAGGCAGCAGCCCUGCCUGGGCUCGGUGCCAGCAGCUCUCACAGAGACUCUGCACACUGGCCUGGAGUGCACACCCGCCAACGGGACGUGUGGAUCUACCAAGAGAAGUAGGAGAAGAGGAAGAUGAGACGACAAAUGAUGUUCCCCACAUCCAGUGUGAGGACGGCUGUGACCCCCAAGGACUCCGGGACAACAGCCAGUCUUGCUUGCAACGGAUCCACCAGGGCCUGGUUUUUUACGAGAAGCUGCUGGGCUCAGAUAUUUUCACAGGGGAGCCUUCCCUGCUCCCCGAUGGCCCCGUGAGCCAGCUUCACGCCUCUCUACUGGGUCUCAGGCAACUCUUGCAGACUGAGGGGCACCAUUGGGCGCCUGAGCAGACUCCAAGCCUCAGUCCCAGCCAGCCAUGGCAGCGGCUCCUUCUCCGCCCUAAGAUCCUGCGCAGCCUCCAGGCCUUUGUGGCUGUGGCUGCCCGGGUCUUUGCCCAUGGAGCAGCAACCCUGAGCCCGUAAAGCCAAUAGCUUAAGGAUGGCCUCCAGAUCUUCAUGGCUAAGAUGAACCUAUCGGCUGAGGCACCUGUGAGCCAACAAGUGACUCAGUCAUUAAUUCUAAUGGGACCUGCAUGUGUUGAAAACAUUACCAAUACUGGCGGAUUUAUGAUGCGGACCCAGGACAUGUUGAAUAAUUUAUUAGAGGGGAAGGGAAAAUUUGGGAUUAUUUAUUCUAUUGGCAGCAGUUUGAGGGGGAGGAUUAUUUAUUAUAUUUAUACUGACUUAUUUACUUUUUUCAAUAAACUUAUUUAUAUGGAUA
Messenger RNA from Myotis davidii, 2660 nucleotides. It is a transcript of the gene IL23A, whose product is annotated as interleukin 23 subunit alpha. Gene Ontology annotation, cellular component: extracellular region; interleukin-23 complex. Gene Ontology annotation, biological process: immune response; positive regulation of T-helper 17 cell lineage commitment; positive regulation of T cell proliferation. The transcript has 4 exons. NCBI's taxonomy places the organism in Eukaryota, Metazoa, Chordata, Mammalia, Chiroptera, Vespertilionidae. The coding region runs from base 1787 to 2362 and encodes 191 amino acids. The record is from RefSeq and is a predicted model, not a curated record. Gene Ontology annotation, molecular function: cytokine activity.